ACAAACCGGUCGCGUGCGCUGCGUCGACAGCGACGCUGUGAAUAUAUACAGAAAACUUGGAAUGCAAAAGACAACGAAAAAGUUGUGGACAACAGCAAUAACAACAACAACAACAACAAAAGCCGAAACAAAACGCAUUUAAAUUGGUAAAGACGGCAGAAAAUUUUCGCUGACCACACAGUAAACGCAAAAAGCGGCCAUAUGCUGCAUCGGCGGGGGUGACAGCGCGCUUACGUGUGUUUUUGUGUGUGUGUGUGCGUCUGAUGCAAAGGUGGUGAGCGUGCACGGGUCGCGUUACUGUAAAUUGCCGCCGCACCAUGGUGUGAGUGCUGUUCCAUUUUUGAUUGCUUUUUUUUAUAACGCACUGUCCUGAUUUUUGCGCAUCUGGGUUGACAAAGAAUUACAACAGCAAAGACCAUUUAUUUAUUUAAAUUAUGGGUUCAUUCUUGCCCAGAGGGGCAUAGACAUAGAAUACUGCAUGGAGCAGCGACAGACAGGGCAGAUUGUACAAAAGUCAAAUGCUUAGCAAGAAGAGGAAGGAGUCAACAAUUGGUCCAAACGACGCUUAGAUGCGUUAGAUUCAUGUCAAAUGUCGUCGUCGAAAAACGGCGGCUUAACUAGUGCCACAAAUGGCCGCAGUGGCAGCACUGGCAGCGCCAACAUUAAUCUCAAAAUCAAGUCAAUAGCAGGAACAGCAUUAGCAGUAUCAGUUUCAUCAUCAUCCGCAGCAACAACUGGAACAACAGCAGCAACGACAACGACGUCAAUUGGUCUUAAAUCAGCGGCAAUUGGUACAGUUGGCAAUGCCGCACACAAAACACUGCCCGAGCUGAAGACACAGCGCAGCAACAGCAACACCAACAGCGACAACAACAGUGGGAGCAAUCUAGUGAAAACUUUGGCCAUCCAUAGACGCGACAACUCAAAUGCGGAGAAGGAAAAGGAAAGAAAACUGCACUAUUUCCCGCCACAAACGAUGGCUCUUGCACCUGCUAUCCCACAAGAGUCCAACGAUGCCAACUCAGACUAUUUGGCCUACUACGAUGGAACUUUGUGCGCGGGAUCGCUGGAGACGCUCAUUAAGCACAUGGUGCCCACACAUGAAUAUUAUCCAGAUCAUAACUAUUUGUUCGCUUUUCUGUUGAGCUCUCGCCUUUUCAUACGGCCACAUGAAUUGCUCGCCCAUAUCUCACAAACUUGGGAGCUGCAGCAGCAGCAACAUCAGCAAAAUGCUGGCGAUGUAGUCGACGACGCUGGUCACGGACACGGCCAUUAUGCUGUACAAUCACUGGCGCUUGGGCAGCACAUCAUCAGCAACUCUGCAUCUCCAUUAACGCAACGCAAGGCUACAACGACAGUCACAGCAACAGCAACGAACUCGACAGCAACUGCUGUGGAACUGGAACCCAAGCCGCAGCAACGUACAGCCACUCAACGUUCGGCACAGAAUUGUAUACGUCUGCUAUCUGAAUGGAUUGAGAUAUUUCCUUAUGAUUUCCGGGAUGAACGAUUGAUGCAGCAGGUGCGAAUAUUGGCGCGCAAGUGCGUCUAUAUUGACAACUCAUUGGGGAAGCAGGUAUCACGGAUAUUGCAAUUGUUGGUAGGGCGUCUCACAACCCUAGAGCAGUACGAGGAGUUUCUGCAGACGCUAAACGCUGAGGCAAACGCCAACGAUCAGUUACCUGCAACUAACAACUCCCAGCAGCAGCUUUAUCAACAGCAACAUCUUCAUCACCAUCAUCAUCAUCAGCUCCAUUUGCACAAUCCCUUUCAAACAUUUUUAGGUAGCUCACAUGCCAAUGGCGGGAACUCUUCAGUCGCCAGUGGUGGCAUAUCAGCUUCCACAGGCACAGCAGCGAGUGGCAACAGCAAUGCAAACUCUAGUGGCAACAAUUCACCUUUGACUACACCACAGCCUUGUGAUGUCUUUGGAAUUAUGGAUAUUUGCGCUAGCUGUGCGCAUUUGGCUCACCAAUUGACGGCCAUUGAGUUGGAGCGUUUAUCGCACAUCGGGCCGGAGGAGUUUGUGCAGGCAUUUGCAAAGGAUUAUCAGCAAGUUAAGUCGGUGACAGCCGAUGCUGGUGGUAGUGGGAGCGCCAGUUCGUUGAACGAUUUGAAGAAAACGCGCAAUUUGGAAUCAUAUGUGCAAUGGUUCAAUCGUUUAAGCUAUUUGACAGCCAGCGAAAUUGUCAAGUAUCCGAAGAAGAAGCAACGUGUACGCAUUAUUGAAUAUUGGAUUGAGACAGCUCGCGAAUGCUUCAACAUUGGCAAUUUCAAUAGUCUGAUGGCCAUAAUAGCAGGUCUAAAUUUGGCACCAAUAGGCAGACUAAAAAAGACGUGGUCAAAGGUGCAAUCAGCAAAAUUCUCAGUGCUGGAACAUCAAAUGGAUCCAACAUCGAAUUUCAAUAGUUAUCGGUCGACGCUUAAAGCUGCCAUGUGGCGCUCAGAGGGCGCCACAGAAGAACGCGAACGUAUAAUCAUUCCAUUUUUUAGUUUAUUUGUUAAGGACUUGUAUUUUUUAAAUGAAGGCUGCUCGAAUCGCUUGCCCAACAAUCAUAUCAACUUUGAGAAAUGCUCACAACUCGCCAAACAAGUAAUGGAGUUCAACGAAUGGAAAAAAGUCACUUGCCCUUUUGAGAAAUUGCCGAAUGUUAUUGCCUACUUGCAACACAAUGCGGUGCUCAACGAAAAUACAUUGUCAAUAGCCUCAUUUGAGUGUGAACCGCCGGAGAACACCGAGGAGAAGGAUCGCUAUAAAACUGUGAAAGCCGAAACGAAGCAACAAUUGCUACAGCAAUUGCAGGAACAACAGCAGCAAUAGUUGAUUUUUAGCUAUUUAGUUGUUAGCUACAGCUGUAGAGAUUUUAUUUAAGUUAUGCUUAAGUGCUUGCCAUGUUUACUUUCGAUUUUUUAUACAUAAAUAUUUUGUAUUCUAA
Scaptodrosophila lebanonensis is the source of this 2936-nucleotide messenger RNA. RefSeq names its product ras-GEF domain-containing family member 1B. NCBI's taxonomy places the organism in Eukaryota, Metazoa, Arthropoda, Insecta, Diptera, Drosophilidae. The record is from RefSeq and is a predicted model, not a curated record. Gene Ontology annotation, molecular function: guanyl-nucleotide exchange factor activity. Gene Ontology annotation, cellular component: plasma membrane. Bases 590 to 2821 code for a protein of 743 amino acids. The transcript has 5 exons. Gene Ontology annotation, biological process: positive regulation of GTPase activity; Ras protein signal transduction.